UGUAUCAAUCCCAAGGCUGUAUUCAGUCUCAAGAUACAAUGGCCGAACCCGACACCACCCUCAAACGCAAGCGCGAUGAAGACUUCGAACCCAUCGAAGUCGACCUCUCCCUCCCCACCCCCUCCUCCAAAAAGGCCGCCCGCAAAGGCAAGAAGUCCGCCCCCACCACAUCCUCCACAACCCUCGAAACUACCGACCCCUCCGCCCCUGAACCUAAGAACCCCAACCACACCCGCUCCCCCUACGGCAUCUGGAUCGGCAACCUCCCCUGGACCACCACCAAGCCGCUCCUCCGCGCUUUCUUUAACGACAACGGCGUCCUCGACGCGGUCAUCACCCGCGUGCACCUCCCACCCCCCAAGAAAGCCGACCUACCGCACCCGAACUCCGUGCGGCCGCCGCCGCAGAACAAGGGGUUCGCGUACGUCGAUUUCUCGUCGCAGGAGGCCCUCGACGCCGCGCUGGCGCUGUCGGAGAAGGAGCUGGACGGGCGGAACGUGCUGAUUAAGAAUGCGACGAACUUCGAGGGGCGGCCGGCGGUGGUGAAAACGGAGAAUGGGGCCGAGGGGGGGGCGCAGAGUGCUGCGGAUCCAGGGAAGAAGCCGAAUAAGCGGGUGUUUGUCGGGAAUCUGUCGUUUGAUGUGACGAGGGAGGAUCUGUUGGAGCAUUUUGGGCAGUGUGGGGAGGUGGCGAUGGUACAUGUCGCGACGUUCGAGGACUCAGGGAAGUGUAAGGGGUAUGCGUGGGUGACGUUCGAGGAGCUGGAGGGCGCGGAGGCGGCGGUGAAGGGGUGGGUGCUGGUGCCCGAGGAGGGCGAAGAGUCUGAGGAGGAAGAAGAGGACGAAGAAAAGGAGGGAGAGGCGAAGGUCAAGGUGGCGAAGAAGAUGCGCCGGAAGAAUAUCAAACGGAUCGCCGGCCGGCCGAUGCGGUGCGAGUUCGCGGAGGACGCGGAGACGCGGUAUAAGAAGCGGUAUGGCGGACCGAAAGGGGAGCGGAAGCCGUUCGCGGCCAAUGGUGGUGGUGCCCGUGAGGCGGGCUCAGGCGAGCAGGAGGGCGGCGAUGUGGCGCGAGCGGAGAACUCGUAUGCCGGGAAGCCUCACGAGAAGAAGAAUCGGAAGUCCAGAGCUCCGCAUGUCGCGGAGGCGCCGAUGAGGGCGUCCGUGGCAAUUGUGGAGGGGGCGGGGAGGAAGACGACGUUUGAUUGAUUGAUAUUAUGAGAUUUCGAUGAGAGAGGGAGAGGGUUGGUUGGGGGGUGUUUAAAAAUCAUCGGGGAAGACGCGUGAAAUUUCCACAUCGUAUAUAAAUACAACUUUCCGCGCCGCUGAGACGCAGGUACGCAUUGUCUUGCAUAACCUACAUGCAUGCAUGCCCUUGACUCCAAGUAAUCUAGUACAGCAAGGAAACUAAUAACCAACCGGAAUAUCUCACCCUCGUGCCCUGCUCCCACUCCCCUCGCUGCUAUCCUCCUCCGCGUCGCUCAACUCGACCUUCUCAUCCUGGUACGGCUCCUCAUCCUCCUCACUAAACAACUCCUCC
This is a messenger RNA of Eremomyces bilateralis CBS 781.70, 1536 nucleotides long. RefSeq names its product RNA-binding domain-containing protein. The transcript has a single exon. Lineage: Eukaryota; Fungi; Ascomycota; Dothideomycetes; Eremomycetales; Eremomycetaceae. The coding region runs from base 39 to 1205 and encodes 388 amino acids. The record is from RefSeq and is a predicted model, not a curated record. Gene Ontology annotation, molecular function: RNA binding.